AGGCAAUUUAUCAGUAUCUCUGGGAACUUGCUACUUUUUGUAAAGUAGUUGAAUUGGAAGGUUAUUUUUCUUCUUUGGAUGUCCGUGUUAGAGGGCACUUUGCUACCAAUACUUUUAAGGACUAGUUAAGUCCCAGUCCAUGUAACUAUUAUUACCUAAGUGGUUUAAAACAAUUUUUUUAAUUGUAUUCUGAUUCUCUCUAGAGAUUUUUUUAGCUAAAAUAGAAUUUACCAAAGAAGCUUCAUCAAUAGAUGAUUUCUCUUUCGAUCCAUAGCUCUGAUUCAAGGCACUUCAUUUGAUUGAGAAUAGUCAUUUAUUCAUUCCAAUCCAAUCAUUUUUUCUGGUCUUGCGUUUGGAAAAUAUAAUUCUUUGUUGUGUUCUACUUUGUCAUAAGAUUUUUGUAUUAUUCUCUUCUUAUUUGGAUCGAUUGUUGUUAUGAUCUUUUGUUCCUACCUGUAUUAAAAUCAGUCAUCCUUCUCUGGUAAGGGAUGACCAUCUCCUGCUUGUUUUUCCAAAGAUUCGUGAUUCUCUGGUACCUAAUUCAAUUGAAUUAUGCGUAUCACAAAAAAAUGUUGGGCUAGACUGCUAGGAUCAUUCGCCCAUUGCCGACUUCCGUCGAGGAUUUUCGUUUCUGGUCAAUGACCACCACGUACAAAGAAGAAGAAUAACCAGUAAUUUGCUCAGCUAGCAAAAAACGAUUCUGACCGAUACCAAAAAAAUCGGCUUCCACCGCGGACCAUCCAGGCCCAUCCGGCCUCCAUACCGGCGUGAAAAGGGAAAAACGACGGGGCCGACGACGAUUAUCACUUUAAAACGUACACUAAACACUCAAAACACUAAAUCCACACCCUGGAAACCGAUAUCAAACUUUUUGGGACGAAUACAAGGGAUUCUGUCGGGAGCGAACGGAGGUUAAACCGCUGCGUGCAAUGCUCCACCACAGAAUCUUACCUGUGUGCAUGAAAUUACUAUUACAUUUCUUCUUUAUGUAAAUUGGCCGUGUCCAAUUGAACAAUUUUAUAAUAGUAUAUUUAUAACUUUGAACUAAGAAGAAAAAGGCACAACCACUCUUCACCCAAAGAAAGAACGUGUACCAAAAAUUAGAAUUAACUAAACAGAGAUGUAUUUUAUGGCUAAACAGGUGCCGCUAAUAAGCGAAUGAUUAUUGCAAACCUCACCAUCGUUUCAUAAUUCGAAAAAGAAAAAAGAAGAAGUAUUCUAUGAUUGUGCUGUGUAUUUAUGAUCCGUUUAUGCAAUUCAAAUUUUUAAAAAAGUUUAAGUUAAAAAUUUUUUAAGAGUUUUUCAAGUUUUGCUCUAGCUGAAUUGAGUUCAUAAUUUAGGUAUGCAAGAUUGUGAAUCCAGUUUAAUUUUCAAGUGGUUUAGACUGCAGGCGUUUUUCAACAAUUUUUUUUUGUAUGCAGUUCACAAAAAAAUAGUCCACAAUUGUCGGCUUUUUAUAUAUCAUCUUUUUAAAGGAAUUAAAUUUGUGUGUCUUGAUUUAAUUCAAUAUGGAAGAGCAAGUGAAAAGUACGAAAUCAUCCUGUCCACAACUAAUAGUUUUAAAUUCUUCAAACGAAAAUUAUAACGUUAGCCCAAAAGAAACAUUUUUGAAAAAUGAACCUCAUAAAAAUAGGACAGCAUUUAAAGAAAACAGUGCUUCUCCGUUCAAAUUGCCAUUGUCUCCUUUGAAAGCUUUGAAGUCACCAUUUAAGGGUAGAACAUCGUUAACGCCAUUGGAUCUGAACACAAGUGUCUUAAUGCCGCGAGAAUCUCUAGGUAUUUUACCAAGUGAUAUACUCUCCAGGGAUUCCUUAGAAGGGGGAUUUCAUAUCAGUGUAAGGGAUGCUUUUGAAGCUGCAAAUGUCAGUGCAAGAGACUCUCUUGGGAUUCUGAAUAUUAGCGAAAUUGAUUUGGGUCCAGUCAAUAUCUUUGACAUAAAAAAUACUUUAGAAGAAUCAAAAGGGAACAUAGAGGAAACUACCAAAGUUUUAAAGAUUCCAAAUUUAAUUUUUGAUCUGGACCAAUCGUUAAAACACAAUGAACAAUUUGCAUUUGGUUUGGAAACAGGUAAUUCAAGCCCCUAUAAUUUGAGUUGUUUCAAUACCGGCUUCUUAUAUCCAAAUUCAAUAAAGCAGCCACUGCUAAGUGCUUCUUCCGGAAGGUCUACAGUUCCAUCAUGUAAUUCAUAUACAUCGGAGGAGAUUUCAAUUAUCCCUCCAUCGGCAAAUUCUUUACAGCAGGAUCCUAGUUUAAUAUUCGAAAUGUUCAAAACUGAUAUCUUCAAUCAAGGUUUUGAAGGUUCAGAAGUCAUGACAAAUCUGGCCUCUACAACUUUUACAUGGCAGACUAACAAAGAAAAGUUUAGUACUAGCUUAGAAAAUGUCAGAAAUAGAAUCCAAUCUCUUCCAGUAACAUUUGAGGAGAAGGUGCUAGCGGAGUUAGGGAAGGAAGGUGGAAACCAAGAGGACUCUGUGUUUUUGGAUCCUAACGAGCCUGGCGAUGAUGCAGUUUUUGAAGACCAUUCAGGUCGACACUUAUUGGAUUCUAUAUCUCAACCGGAUUGGCCAGAUAGUUCAGGAGACUCGAGUAAUAAAGGCAAGGAAAAAUGCAAUGAGGAAACAGUUUCUAAAACCGUCGAUAACAAGCUGGAGGCGCACCUCCUACAAGUGGAAGAUGAACCAAAGAUCAACAGUAACAAGAACGAUGGAAACUUGCCUUUAGAAACAAGCGCCAGUAUAAGUCAAAUUUCGAAAAAUAGUUGCGAUGAUAAUUCGCUAACGCACGGCGUUUCCAACGACAACGACCCUCAAAAUCGAGCUACUCAAACGAGCGCCGAAAGUGCGAUGAAAAUUCUUAUGGAUUUAUCAAAUAUAAUUCAGGAGGACGCAAACUUGUCCACAUCUCAGAAACAAGAGGGACAGCAUGUGAUCGAUAAGUUAUCGGAUAUUUUGUGCCGUUCUCAGAAUAAGACUUGCAGUUUAGAAGAUUCUGGGCGGUCUUCUGGGGAUGAUCACUCCAAUGUUGAAAAUGGACAGGAGCAGCGCUCUCUCCAUGCAAACAAUGAUGAGUCGGUCCAGUCGCGCUCAGUGAAAUCAGUUGGAUCUGACCCAAAAGUAAGCUUGUUAAACAAGAAAGACUCCUCGACCAGGAAUGGUUACGAGACAAAAAUGCCCGUUACCGGUUUGAAAAGGACCAAGACAUCCGUUAGCGGAUCUGUUAGAAACGGUCCGCUCAGGGCGAUAAUACCUGUAGAAGACAUGGCUAAGAUUAACACCGGCAAUUUAACUCGUUCAACGACCCCUAAAAAAGAAAACGUUCCAAGGUCUAAGAGAACGAGUACUCCGAUACAAGAGCCGAAAAUGAAACCGGUGGCCUCCUCCACCCCCACCGCCGACGGUCCGUUUAAGUUCCCAAAGGAUGGCACCGUUUCUCCCACCAUCUCGAGAUCGAAGCCUGCAAAGUCCAAUUUGAAGGACAGUCCUUCAGUAGUUGGGAGGCCCAAGACUAGCUCUGUGGGGUUACCAAGGUUAGUUGCCAAUCGAUCUACUGCCAAAUCCGAGUCAAAACUCUUCAGAAGAAACUCGACAUCUGAUUUGCCCAAAGAAGGUGCUACUUUGAAACGCAGCCAUUCGCUGGGAAAAGAGUCGAAAAUCCAAUUGGCCCUGGGCAAAGUGAGACAAAAUAUUUUGAACUCGCCGUAUUAUGCGCCCAGACAGUCGGCAGUGGCGGCGCAAGCGGCAGGGAAUCAAAACCGAAAACUUGUGGACGUUAAAAGCGUAGCAUCCGGAAGGAAAGUCCCAGCAAUGGUACCGGUUCGUAGGAAUAGCAACAAAGAAAACGGCGAAGCUCUGUAGAUAACGUGCAAUUUCAGAACUGAAAGUAAAAGGUAUUUAUUUAAUCUAAAAUGGCAAUGAAUUUUGCGUGAUAUGCGGUUUAUGGUCUGAGCCAAUUAGCAUUAAACACGGCUUGUGUAUGUGUUCGUGUGUAUUGUGUUGCGAAUUUUCAUUUUUUGACUUAAAUAGUUUUUUCUUGUCAUUGUCUAUAUUGUAUGGCAAGACCAAGCAGAGUAUUUUAUAGAAAUCCAUUCGUAUUGUAGAUCAUGUACUUAGGUGCGAAUAUUGAAAUGUGAUAUAAGCUACAAGCGUUUUAGGAUUGUUAUAAGGAGAUUAAAAA
Molecule: messenger RNA, 4173 nt
Organism: Cylas formicarius (sweet potato weevil)
Lineage: Eukaryota; Metazoa; Arthropoda; Insecta; Coleoptera; Brentidae
Exons: 13
Coding region: 1509-3854 (781 amino acids)
Source: RefSeq, a predicted model, not a curated record